UAGGAGGGCGUUUGGUUUCAACCUUUCAGCUUAUCUUGACUCAGCUGAGCUUUGCGAGGGCAUAGCAAAUACACAACUCCCUAAAUCUACUCGUAAGGUAAUAUAAAACCAGGCAUUUUUCAUUUAUUUUUAUCUUUAAAAAAAAAAAGCUAUAUUUUGGAUGACUUUGGAGUAUUUCAAAGUGGAUAUGUUGACCUUCGUCUUUGUGUGCCUCUCUAUCUCAGUCACAGGACUGCAUGCCGCUUUUACGGUUUCUGUUGGUAAUCCCGCAGUAAAAGUGAAAGAGAAUGAGGGAGUUGACUUGAAAUGUUCCUACACUGCUGACUUUGGGUCAUCACCUAGAGUAGAAUGGAAGUUCAAGGAUCUCAAGGGCUCUCAAACAUUGGUCUACUUUGAUAACCAGCCAACUGGUAAGUAUGCAGGCCGUAUCACUGUGUAUGAUGGAGGACUGAGAUUUAACAAGGUGACACGAGCAGACACCGGAGACUAUGACUGUGAGGUGUCUGGCAAUGGUGGAUAUGACGAGAAGACCAUCAAACUCACAGUCCUUGUGCCUCCUUCCAAGCCUGUAUCCAGAAUCCCUUCAUCAGUCACAACAGGCAGUAACGCCCGCCUGACCUGCUUCGACACAGAUGGCUCCCCUCCAUCCACCUACAGGUGGUACAAGGACAACACUCCCCUCCCUGAGGAUCCAACCAAGUUCCCCAAUUUUAAGAACCUCACCUACAAGAUGAACAUUUUCAGUGGUAACCUGGAGUUUGCGAGUGUGUCUAAGUUGGAUACUGGUUCAUAUUUCUGUGAGGCCAGUAAUGGAGAAGGCACCCCUCAGCGUGGAGAUGCAGCGCGCAUGGAAGUCCAGAUGUCUGGAAAGGUGCAGAAUUUUGAAAUGAAAAUGUGUUUCCCUGAUGAUCUAAAUGUUGGAGGCAUUGUUGCGGGGGUUAUUGUGGCUUUGCUGGCAGUCGGAUUGCUCCUCUUUGGUCUCUGGUUUGCCAGUAAAAAGGGAUAUCUGCCAAAAAAAGCAGAAAGCAAGCCAAAACAAGCUGUUUAUACACAGCCCAGAACAGAUGAUAUGGAUGAUGAGGAUGGGGAAUUCAGACAGAAAUCAUCUUUUGUUGUGUAGUGUGUGCUACUCUGCAUGAAAUGUGGAGAUUCAAUGCCUAGAUCAAUUUUUUUCUGUUUAAGAAGUUCAUACAAAUCAGGAUCAGUGUGUAUGUGAUGAGAAAUGCCUUUCUACUUGGCUUUCCAAGCUGGUUGACCAUAGAAAUAUUCAAAAGCUUUAAAGCAGCCAUUGUAAAUGUGCAGAUUGCAGAUUGAGUUUUAGGAAUCUAAACCUGUGUCUCGGUUUUGUAGAAAUGAAUAGAAAUGUAAUUUAUUGAACUAUGAUUAAUCUGUGAGUGGAACACAAACCUAAAGGGUCUAAGAUCAAUUCUCUAUUAAUAGAAUAUGCUUUGUUGUUUUGUUUAGUUAUGUGUGGACUAAGAUGUCCAAUGCUAUUUUUACAUAACUCUGCACUAUGAGAUGGAAACUUCUUGGGGAAGAGAAGCUAGGCUACUAUGAAUGUUCACCAUUCAGGAUAUAAUGUCCCCUCUCCUUUAUAUAAACAUUUGCUGUACAUUGUAGUCAUUGAUAUGUGGUUUGUUUACUUCACUGGCUUUUUUAUGAUAGAGUACCUUGUGUGUUUUUAUGUGUUUAUACCUUUUAUGUAAUGUAAAUAGAUCUUUCUGUCUUUUUAUUAGAUUUUUUAAGAUUUGAAAUCGUGCUUUAUUGACCUCUGAAUUAUUCAUCUGAGAACAAAUGACAAAACCCCUUUUUUUUCCUUUUAUUUGAUUGCAUUUUUAAUGUGUGACUUGAUCCCAUUCUUCUAAUAAAUGAAAUUUACUGAAUAUGA
Messenger RNA from Sinocyclocheilus grahami, 1888 nucleotides. Its product is annotated as junctional adhesion molecule A-like. The transcript has 11 exons. Gene Ontology annotation, cellular component: bicellular tight junction. The record is from RefSeq and is a predicted model, not a curated record. Gene Ontology annotation, biological process: establishment of endothelial intestinal barrier; intestinal absorption; cell adhesion. Lineage: Eukaryota; Metazoa; Chordata; Actinopteri; Cypriniformes; Cyprinidae. Bases 161 to 1120 code for a protein of 319 amino acids.